CGUGGGGACAGAGUGUGAACAGCGGGAUCCUUGGGAAGGUCCCAUCCGACCGCCACCCCUGCUGAGCAGUAGGUGGCCCAAAAUAAGAGGAUUGUUCCAACUCAGGGUGACCCUCGGAGCCCAGCCCGGAGGCAUCGCGGACACCCUCUUGCUGCCUGACACAGAAGGUGCCUCUCCGCAGCCUCCUGGACGUGGCUGCAACUCGUUCCUCUGCGCUGGGGCCUUCGUGUCUGUCUGUCUGUCUUCGCAGUAGCAGGUGUUGGGACCCACUGGAUUCUGGAAAGACCCUGAAGACCAUAAGGCUUCCCCAGGACAUCUCCCAGUUUUUCCUUCCUGAUUCUGGUUUACAUCAGGCCAGAGGGAACUUGGUUUGCCUCCGCCUUAAUAGCCAACAGGCUGUCUGGCCUGGACGCUGGCCUGGACGCUGAACAGAAGAGGAGUCCAGCCUUGGUCUGAGCAGCCUCUGAGCACCCUGAGAGGCUCCUGCGGGACAUCAUGGCCGCCUGAGCGUCCACCAUGGCCAGCCGGAAGCGGCCGAGCGUGGCAGCAACAGCAGCAGUGAGCACCAUGCUGGAGCACCGGGCACGGCCGGGCUUGGGGCCCGAGAGUGAGAACCCCGCGGAGGAGCAGCCCCCAUCAGACCCCGAAUACUCGGCCACCAGCCUGGUGCUGUCCAGCUCCGCCACGGACCAGAGCCCGGAGCCCGAGCCUGAAGGGGACUCGAGUUCUGAGUAUGUGAACAACACAUCAGAGGAGGACGAGGAGGAGGACGAGGAUGAGGACUAUGAUGAGGGCCUCCCCGAGGAGGAGGAGGGUGUCACCUACUACAUCCGCUACUGCCCUGAGGAUGACAGCUACCUGGAUGGCACCAGCUGCCCCGGCCGCAGGGCGUCCCUCCCGGACACCGACGAGUGCCAGGAGGCCGUGGAGGACUGGCCGGGGCUGGGGGCGGCCGCGCGGGAUGACGACGACCCCCAUCAGGUGGACAGUGAUCUGGGCCGGUCCUGUGCCAGUGAGCACGGGGACCCAGAUUUCUGCCCACCGGCCCGGGACCCCGAAGACCCUGAGGAGGACAUCGACCAGAUUGUGGCCGAGAUCAAGAUGAGCCUGAGCCUCAGCAGCAUCGCCAGUGCAGCCAACAGUCCCGAGCGCACGCGUGGCCCCGGGGAUGGCGACGGAGGAGGUGACGGUGAUGGUGACAGCGACACCCCUCGAGGCCGUGGGCCCGGACGGCAGCAGCAGCAGCACGAGGCCCGGCCCCGGUCCCUAAACCUGCUCAUGGAUGCCCAGCACCCACCCGAGCCCCAAAGGAGCCUCAAGGCCAAGAGCAGGACCCCUGAGGAGAGGCCCAAGUGGUCACCCGAGCAGGCCUGCAACAGUCUGGAACAGCCUCGGAAACAGCAGCGUUCAGACCUCAAUGGCCGGGUGGACAAUAACAACAUCCCUGAGACCAAGAAGGUGGCGUCGUUCCCGAGCUUCGUGGCUGUUCCAGGUCCCUGUGAACCCGAAGACCUCAUCGACGGCAUCAUCUUUGCCGCCAACUACCUGGGCUCGGCGCAGUUGCUAUCGGAGCGGAACCCAUCCAAGACCAUCCGCAUGACACAGGCCCAGGAGGCCGUGAGCCGGGUCAAGAGGAUGCAGAAGGCGGCGAAGAUCAAGAAAAAGGCGAGCUCGGAGGGCGGCGGCCCGGCGCUGACUGAGGUGGACCUGUUCAUCUCCACGCAGAGGAUCAAGGUGCUGAAUGCAGACACCCAGGAGACCAUGAUGGACCACGCCCUGCGCACCAUCUCCUACAUCGCCGACAUAGGCAGCAUCGUGGUGCUCAUGGCCCGUCGCCGCAUGCCACGCUCGGCCUCGCAGGACUGUAUCGAGAGCACCCCAGGUGCCCCCGAUGCCAAGAAGCAGUACAAGAUGAUCUGCCAUGUGUUCGAGUCUGAGGACGCCCAACUCAUCGCCCAGUCCAUCGGCCAGGCCUUCAGCGUGGCCUACCAGGAGUUCCUGCGGGCGAACGGCAUCAACCCCGAGGACCUGAGCCAGAAGGACUACAGCGACAUCCUCAACACCCAGGAGAUGUACAACGACGACCUGGCGCACUUCUCCAACUCCGACAACUGCAAGGAGCUGCAGCUGGACAAGCUCAAGGGCGAGAUCCUGGGCGUGGUGGUGGUGGAGUCCGGCUGGGGCUCCAUUCUGCCCACCGUGAUCCUGGCGAACAUGAUGAAUGGCGGCCCAGCCGCGCGCUCCGGCAAACUCAGCAUCGGCGACCAGAUCAUGUCCAUCAACGGCACCAGCCUGGUGGGGCUGCCACUGGCCACCUGCCAGGGCAUCAUCAAGGGCCUGAAGCAGCACACGCAGGUCAGGCUGAGCCUGGUCAGCUGCCCACCUGUCACCACCGUCCUCAUCAAGCGGCCGGACCUCAAGUACCAGCUGGGCUUCAGCGUGCAAAACGGCAUUAUCUGCAGCCUGAUGCGCGGGGGCAUCGCGGAGCGAGGGGGCGUCCGAGUGGGUCACCGCAUCAUCGAGAUCAACGGGCAGAGCGUGGUGGCCACGGCCCACGAGAAGAUCGUGCAGGCGCUGUCCAACUCGGUGGGGGAGAUUCACAUGAAGACCAUGCCUGCUGCUAUGUUCAGGCUCCUUACUGGCCAGGAGACCCCACUGUACAUCUAAGGCCCCCCACAGCUGAGCAAGACCAGAGGCUGCAGGACCCGACCCAACCCGACCCGGCGUCCCCGGAGGCGACCCCUGGCCCCGUGCCCCAUUCCCCUUGCCGGCCCUGGCCAGAUGGGGCGUGUCCGUGGGGUGAUGCAGUGCGUGUGGUCCGUCGACGCCCGGUGGUGUGUCCGUGUGUAGACGUCCGGUCUGUGUGGCGUGUGUCCGUCCUCCCUGGAGCCGAGAGCCUCGGGCUGUGGCUGUGAAGGGACCUGUGGGGCUGCCCAGGGGUCGGGGUCCUGUGGGGUUCUGCGGGGCGGUGGGCCCACGACUGCACCUGUGACUGUCGCCUUCAAUAAAGGACCGUGGGACCGCU
Messenger RNA from Suncus etruscus (white-toothed pygmy shrew), 3025 nucleotides. It is a transcript of the gene APBA2, whose product is annotated as amyloid beta precursor protein binding family A member 2. Gene Ontology annotation, biological process: chemical synaptic transmission. The record is from RefSeq and is a predicted model, not a curated record. NCBI's taxonomy places the organism in Eukaryota, Metazoa, Chordata, Mammalia, Eulipotyphla, Soricidae. The transcript has 16 exons. Gene Ontology annotation, molecular function: amyloid-beta binding; protein binding. Bases 517 to 2667 code for a protein of 716 amino acids. Gene Ontology annotation, cellular component: plasma membrane; cytoplasm; dendritic spine.